AAGAGUAUUUUUUUAUGCGUCUAUUGUACACGUGCCUCGCCAUGGGGAGACACAAUGACGUCACCGACGUCUGGCUCGCACGCGCCAGUCAGAGGAGGAGCGCCGGGACGCGACAGGGGAAAAAAAAAACAAAAAACAACCUCCAACGAUCAACGGGUCACGAACUAUGACCUUUAACUGCAGAAAAACAAAACAAUUAUUUUUAUAAAUAGCACAGGGCCCCAAAUUAGUCGUUCGUCCACUUUUGGAGUCCUCACUAAUGACCUUACAUCGUCAUCAUGACGGCCAACCUGAAUUUGCUCACUCAGCAGAAAGGUGGCUUUGAGUAUGAGGCAGAGGCGUCAUUGUCCCCAACAGACUCGACGAUGAGUCAGUCACCUCAGCGCUUUCAAGUCGUUUCUAGUGAGGCUCCAGCAACAACACAGCAGAUAAAGAUUGUAACUGACCAGCAGAGGGCUCAGAAGAUUCAGAUUGUGACUGCCAUGAACUCUCCGAGUGCUCCAAAGCAGCAGUUCAUUCUGACUACUUCCGACAGCACUGGGGCAGGCAAGGUUAUUUUGACCUCUCCAGACAAGCACAACACAAAGCAGCUCAUCUUUACUUCUGCAGACAGCCUGUUGCCAGGAAGGAUACAGAUUGUCACAGAUCCACUGUCCAUGGAGCAGUUAAUCGGCCAAUCAGGUGAUCUUAGUCGGUCGCAGACGGUGGAGUACUGCGUGGUGUGUGGAGACAAGGCUUCAGGCCGUCACUACGGAGCCAUGAGUUGUGAGGGUUGUAAAGGCUUCUUCAAGCGGAGUGUGAGAAAAAACCUGACCUACAGCUGCCGCAGUAAGCAGGACUGCGUCAUCAACAAGCACCACCGCAACCGAUGCCAGUUCUGUCGGUUGAAGAAAUGCCUUAAUAUGGGGAUGAAGACUGACUCUGUUCAGAGUGAGCGGAAGCCUGCCGAUGUUGUGCCCCGAGAGAAACAUGUCAACUGUGCUCCCUCCACUCAAAAGAUCUACAUCCGCAAGGACAUGAACAGUCCCCUCAUUGCCACUCCAACCUUCAUCUCAGACACAGAAACAGACGGCUCCAGAUCCAGCCUGGUGGACCAGGGAAUGCUAGUUAAUAUCCAGCAGUCUGUUGUGCAGAGUGAUGGAACGCUGAUGUUGACAACUGACUCAAAGAAUGACCUUGGGACACUGGCGAAUGUGGUGACAUCACUGGCCAGCCUGAGUGACUCAUUGAAACAGAACUUGAAAAAUGGAGAUUCAUCAGACUACCAAUAUGUGGAAAGGAACACUACAGCGAUAACACGUGCCUUUGACACUCUGGCCAAAGUCCUCAAUCCAGUCGAAGCGAAAAGCGUAGCUGACAAGUGUGUUAGUGAAACGACCUUUCAGCUAAUAGGCCGAGACCGGGAAACUCCGAUCAUUGAGGUGGAAGGGCCGCUGCUCACAGACAGGCAUGUUAAUUUUAAGCUGACCAUGCCCAUCCCCAUGCCCGAGUAUCUGAAUGUACACUACAUCUGCGAGUCUGCUUCCAGGCUUCUCUUUCUUUCGAUGCACUGGGCACGUUCCAUUCCUGCCUUCUUAGCGCUUGGGCAGGAAGAAAAUACCGGUUUGGUGCGAGCCUGCUGGAACGAGCUGUUCACUCUGGGUCUUGCUCAAUGUGCUCAUGUGAUGAACCUGUCCACCAUCCUGGCUGCCAUUGUCAACCACCUUCAGAGUAGCAUCCAGGAUGACAAGCUAUCAGGGGAGAGGGUGAAGCAGGUGAUGGAGCACAUCUGGAAGUUCCAGGAGUUCUGCAAUAGCAUGACAAGGUUGGAGACAGACAGCUAUGAGUACGCUUACCUGAAGGCCAUCGUCCUGUUCAGUCCCGAUCACCCUGGUGUGGACUGUGGGGGACAGGUGGAAAAGUUUCAAGAGAAAGCCUUGAUGGAGCUCCAGGACUACGUGCAGAAAACAUAUCCAGGUGACACUUACAGGUUGACCCGCAUCCUGACUCGUCUCCCCGCGCUGCGCCUGAUGAACUCCAACAUUACGGAGGAGCUCUUCUUCACUGGCUUGAUCGGUAACGUCUCCAUUGACAGCAUCAUUCCCUACAUCCUAAAGAUGGAAACUGCCGAGUAUCACAGCCAGGACAUUGACCCCGCGGACUGACGCCACCUCACCCGGGUGAUUUAGAUGAAAGUAUCCAAAUCUCCACUUGGGGUGUCGUUUGUUCACCAGAGGUUUGCUAAGGCUUUAUAGUUGAAGCUGUAAAGAGCAUCCUGCAGUCGCCUCUUUUUCCUCAUUCUUCACAAAUUUCCCCUUUAAUUUUGGAAUAGAAUAAUAAAGAAUCCAACUAAAUAGUUCAUAUAAGAAAAACAGGCAUCUAAACUUCUAAGUUGCCUGCAUUUCAAUGUAUGUUCAAAUAUGUGUGAGUUGCCUUGCGGUACAAACUAGUAUCUCAUACGAGGUCAUGGGCUGUUCGUGUGAGCAGUUCAAAACAUUAUUUAACAAGUAAUAUAUGCAUUGCAAUGGCUUUACUAAUAUCUCUCAUAAUAGCGCUCCUUAUUUAUUUAUUUUUUUACAACAAAUACGUGGAACCAAGAACUGGAAGGAGAGCAUCUUAUCAGCUUCUCACAUUUGCUCAUGAAACAGCAGCAGACCUCAAUCUUCAAUCUGUAGGGAAAUGGCUUGUACAGUUAUUUCAUAUUAUCCUUUAUGUAUUUAUUCCAGUUUUUAGUUGGAUCUUUUAUUUCACGUAAUUGGCCAAAUGAGCAGAUUAGGUUGAAUUAUAUGUUGGGGUUUUUUUUGUUUUUUUUUAUUGCUGAACGGCAUCUCUGAAGUUGUGAGUGUGUUUAUGUUGAUGCACACUUAUUUUCUGGCCUUGUGUACAUGGCUAAUAUAUCCCGUGCAAUCGCCUCAUCAAUUUUCCCCUUAGGACAAUCAUUGAUUUUUAUUUUUUUUCCCUUGCCUUUUAUUGUGUCUUGACCGUUGGUCUCAAUUUUGUAUGUGUAUUUAUCAAAAUCAUUUAUUUUUACACGCGUUUUUCUUUUCAAAUGUGUUGCUUGUGUGUACCUACUCUACUGUUUUGCGUGCUUGUUUGGAUUUGUACGUACUCUGCUCAGUGCACAUCAGUCAGCUUUUGUGGUGUUCAGCCGCAUCCAUCCUGACUCAACUUUUUGUGUUUUGUAUGUUUUCUGAAAACUGCAAACUGUUCUGAACAAUUUUUCUCAUUGCAUACUAAGUGUACUUAAGUCAUUUUUAGGCAGGUUUUGCUUAAUGUAAUGGAGGGGGGGGGAUCCUUGGAAGCAAGUCUCAAGUGCAUUGUCUUGAAGACUUUAUGCAGCUGCUUCCUGCUUGUAUGAUGAGAUAGUAAAAUCUCUCCAUGAAUGAGAAUGGAAACUGAGAUAUUAGGAUAAAAGUCAAUGGUAAUAUUUGGGUUUAAAACUCAUUGAGACUGUUUGUAUCAGUGUUCGUUGGAACUUUGUACAUGUAAUUUCAUUAAAAUGAGUGCAUGUUGUUUUUAAGCAAUUUUAUAAGGUCUAUGGCGUCUGCCCUAUUAAUCAUUUUAUAGUGCAUCGUCGUGCAUGAAGAAGUGGCUCAUUGCAUUUUAUUAAAUGCCAUAUGAAAAGACUAUUUAAAUGUUGUGGCUUUAAAAUGUAACUAAAAGACCCUUUUUAAAAAAAAUGUCUGUGAUGAGUAUCCUCAGAUUCAUAUUUUGUAUGACAUACAGUAUGUCUUUUUAUUAUUAUUUAGCUCAUGUAUAUGUACAGCUUUCUUCAAACAGUGAAUUUGAGUAGUUGUUUUACCCAAAUUGAUUGCAACCUUAUUUCUACCUCACUGACGAUGAUGUAACCCGUUGUAUGAACUAAAUUGUAUUAACAUUCCAGUCUCUGAGGCUGGCUUUGUCAAAGCCACACACAAUAAAUAAACUUUUC
Messenger RNA from Syngnathoides biaculeatus (alligator pipefish), 3910 nucleotides. RefSeq names its product nuclear receptor subfamily 2, group C, member 2 (gene nr2c2). The transcript has 15 exons. Lineage: Eukaryota; Metazoa; Chordata; Actinopteri; Syngnathiformes; Syngnathidae. The coding region runs from base 279 to 2144 and encodes 621 amino acids. The record is from RefSeq and is a predicted model, not a curated record. Gene Ontology annotation, biological process: cell differentiation; positive regulation of embryonic development; anatomical structure development. Gene Ontology annotation, molecular function: RNA polymerase II cis-regulatory region sequence-specific DNA binding; zinc ion binding; nuclear receptor activity.